AUGUCAUUCCCAAGCUUCGUAUACAGGCAACGCAUCCAACGCCUCCCCUACCCAACAGGCUCCUACACCGACCAAACCAUCAUCAUCACCGGCAGCAACGUCGGCCUCGGCAAAGAAGCAGCACGUCACUUCGCCCGCCUCAAUGCCAAUCGAGUAAUUCUAGCUGUACGCAGCCUCGAAAAAGGACAAAAUGCCAAGGAAGAAAUUGAAACAAGUCUAAGAGCUGCCAAUUCCAACAGCAAAACCGACAUCCAAGUUUGGCAACUCGACAUGGCGAGCUAUACCUCUGUGGAACAGUUCGCCGCCCGAGUCAACUCCGAAUUAGACCGUGUAGACAUCUUCCUUGCGAAUGCUGGCAUAGCGUCUGGUAAAUACUACGUCGUCCAAGGCAACAACAGCAUGAUUACCGUUAAUGUGGUUUCGACGUUCUUGCUCUCGGCGAUGGUGCUGCCCAAGAUGAAGGAGACGGCGAGGAAAUUCGGAACAAGACCUACCUUGACGAUUACUACGUCAGGGGUCCAUCGCGAGGCAGCUGGUCUUGUGAAGAGGGCUGCUGAGGCGGGAGAACUGUGGCCGCUGGUCAAUGAUAAGGAGACGGUAGAGAAGCACUUUGACAUUCAGUACCCGGCGUCGAAGCUCCUGGAGAUUUUUGGAGUUAGAGAAAUCAGCGAGCAGAGCCCGAGGGACAACUUCCCGGUUACUAUCAACUGUGUUAAUCCUGGGUUUUGCCACUCAGAAUUGUCGAGGGACCAUCCUACGUGGGGGUUUUGGUUCAUGAAGCUUGUUUUGGCACGAAGUACUGAGGUUGGAAGCAGGAAUUUGGUUGCUGCUGCAUCUAUGGGCGGAGAUUCCCAUGGCAAAUAUGUGUCUGAGUGCAUAGUUGAGCAACCUUCUGAGUUUUUGGAGUCGCAGGAUGGGAAGAAGAUUCAGAAGAUGUUUUGGAAAGAACUGUGUGGGAAGUUGGAGGAAAUUCGGCCUGGUGUUACCAAGAACUUUCUGUAA
This is a messenger RNA of Pochonia chlamydosporia 170, 1002 nucleotides long. RefSeq names its product short-chain dehydrogenase. The coding region runs from base 1 to 1002 and encodes 333 amino acids. NCBI's taxonomy places the organism in Eukaryota, Fungi, Ascomycota, Sordariomycetes, Hypocreales, Clavicipitaceae. The record is from RefSeq and is a predicted model, not a curated record. The transcript has a single exon.